Molecule: messenger RNA, 3931 nt
Organism: Neofelis nebulosa (Clouded leopard)
Lineage: Eukaryota; Metazoa; Chordata; Mammalia; Carnivora; Felidae
Gene: LIMS1
Product: LIM zinc finger domain containing 1
Exons: 10
Coding region: 230-1318 (362 amino acids)
Biological process (GO): positive regulation of integrin-mediated signaling pathway; cell-cell adhesion; cell-cell junction organization
Cellular component (GO): cell-cell junction; cytoplasm; focal adhesion
Source: RefSeq, a predicted model, not a curated record
CUCCCCCAAGGUGCAAGGCCCAGAGAUAAGGCAGGCCAGGCCUUGCUGAGGAGGGUGUGUACCAACAGAGAAACAGGAAGCUGUGCUUAGCCCGGCUUGCCUGGAGGUUUCCAACUCUGGUCAGGUGUACUAAAGUCCCGGCAAGAGACACGUUCGUUCUGAGCCCUAGCAGCCACGCUGCUCGGCAUAAAUGCUUCAGACUGUCAAUAACUGAUGUGUAGAGAGAAGUAUGACUGCAUUACAGCUUAAAGAGCUGUCCCACUCAGGUCUCUACCGGAGAAGACGAGAUCGCCCCGAUAGUGUGAGACUAAAUGGGUUACCGGAGGAAGAGCUAAGCAACAUGGCCAAUGCCCUGGCCAAUGCCACCUGUGAGCGCUGCAAGGGGGGCUUUGCGCCCGCCGAGAAGAUAGUAAACAGUAAUGGGGAGCUGUACCACGAGCAGUGCUUCGUGUGUGCCCAGUGUUUCCAGCAGUUCCCAGAGGGACUCUUUUAUGAGUUUGAAGGAAGGAAGUACUGUGAACAUGACUUUCAGAUGCUCUUUGCUCCUUGCUGUCAUCAGUGUGGUGAAUUCAUCAUUGGCCGAGUUAUCAAAGCCAUGAAUAACAGCUGGCAUCCUGAGUGCUUCCGCUGUGACCUCUGCCAGGAAGUUCUGGCAGAUAUUGGAUUUGUCAAGAAUGCUGGGAGACAUCUAUGUCGCCCCUGUCAUAAUCGUGAGAAAGCCAGAGGCCUUGGAAAAUACAUCUGCCAGAAAUGCCACGCCAUCAUCGAUGAGCAACCGCUGAUAUUCAAGAAUGACCCUUACCAUCCAGACCAUUUCAACUGUGCCAACUGCGGGAAGGAGCUGACUGCUGAUGCCCGGGAGCUGAAAGGAGAGCUGUACUGUCUGCCGUGCCAUGAUAAAAUGGGGGUCCCCAUCUGUGGCGCUUGUCGACGGCCCAUUGAAGGGCGUGUGGUGAAUGCUAUGGGCAAGCAGUGGCAUGUGGAGCAUUUUGUUUGCGCCAAGUGUGAAAAGCCAUUUCUUGGACAUCGACAUUAUGAAAGGAAAGGCCUGGCAUAUUGUGAAACCCACUAUAACCAGCUAUUUGGUGAUGUUUGUUUCCACUGUAACCGUGUUAUAGAAGGUGAUGUGGUCUCUGCUCUGAAUAAGGCCUGGUGUGUGAACUGUUUUGCCUGUUCUACCUGCAACACUAAAUUAACGCUCAAGAAUAAAUUUGUGGAGUUUGACAUGAAGCCAGUCUGUAAGAAGUGCUAUGAGAAAUUUCCGUUGGAGCUGAAGAAAAGACUUAAGAAACUAGCUGAGACCUUAGGAAGGAAAUAACUUCCUUUCUUUUGUUUUUUCUCUUCUGUGCAAAGAAAAGAGAUUACCAACAUUACUUGACUUGGUCCACCCUGUUUAAAGCUGUAUCUCAAAAUAAUUGAGAGUGAAGAGGGCCUAUAUGAAUGGUUUUCUUUAUCUCCUUUUUCUCAUUAAAAAAGAAAAAAAGCUUGUGUAAUCAUAUUUAAAACACAGAUGAGAUCAUGAUGCUUUUGUUAAAUACCCUAUCAGUUUGUUGAAAUGUAGACUAUACUUAACAGCAAAAACACAUGGUUAAAUGUUACAUGUUAAUCAAGGUCCAAAAAAAUUAAUUUAACUUUUAAAAAUGAAAAUAGGGAGUCAGCUUUCACAUGACUCAGAUACAAUAGAAACAUUAUUUUACUUUGUAUUUGAAAGAAAAUAAAUUCCAACAGCUGUUGGGGAGGAUAUAAGGAAGAAAAAUAACCAACCAAGAAAAACAAAUCUUGUAGAAUGUUAGUAUGUUUAUCAAACUAGUAGUUAUAAAAUGAAUAUACACAUUACUAAGACAAGAAACAAGUGCAUUCAAAACUACUUGAUUUCAUUUUUUGUUAAAUUCAAUAAUUACUAUGCUUAGUUUUAUAUUUUGUUCUCCUUGUGAAACUCUUCCUUCAUACAGUUACUUAACAUAGUAGUUAUAGCUAGCUAAUAGUAUGCCUUUUUAAAUUUUUUGCAAAAAAAAAUUUAUACUAGACAUUUGAAAAUUCAGUACACUUUACAAUAUUGGAAAAAAUGAAGUAUUUUUUAAUGGAUUACAGCAAUUAUGCUUCUAAGCUUAAGGUCAAAGAUGUAGUCUUAGAAUAGGACACAAAAUUAAAUUUUACGUAGCUUAGAAUGUAUCGCUUAAAAACAAGUGAAUUUAUAUGUAUUGGUCUUCUUGCCUUUAUAACCAUGCUGACUAAUAUCUGUGCUUCAUACAUAAUCAAACUUGCCUUGCCUUAGAAACAUACUUAAUUCAGGAAUCCUAGCUGUUUCAUGCAAUACCAAAAAUAAGUGCAUUGAUUGAGAUUUGUAAACCCAAAUUCAUUUGCCACCACUAAGAUGAGAUUUUUUUUUCCUCUCCUUUUUUUGGGAAACACGUUGAAAUUAAUUUUUGUCAUCUUAUUAAAAGAAUGAUAUUGAUAUGUGUUUCAAGUUUUUCAUUUCAAAUCUCAUAAUUGGAUUUUAUUUAAGUAGGAGGUAAAAAUGACAUUUUUAAAUUGGAAGGGGAUGUUUAAAUGUCAAUUUUAGAUCUAAAGUAGUGAAUCAUUCUACCUUAUAAAAUGUUUUUUAAAAGUUUAUCCUGAAGUUUCUAGACCAUUCUUUCUUGGCAAACUUGUUUGCAAUGCAAAUUUUGUGAGUAAUUGUUAAAUGUUGCUGCUGCUAUUUUUCAUUUAAAAGUAAGUUCCCAAGACAGACUUCUAAGGAGGAAAGUAUUGGUUUUUUAAAAAAUUGCUGAAAUACUGUUUUGCCAUUAAAAAAAAAAAAACACCUCAGGAUGCUACUCACUCUGCCAUUAAAGUAUUUGUAUGCAUGUAUUUUUUAAAAGUUUGUGCAUGCACUUUACGAGAGUAAAUUCUAUCUUGGUUUUCAGAUAACUUAUAACCAAUUAUUUUUUAGUGUUCUUUUAGAGUUCAAAGAAUUAUCAAUGAUUGAAAAUAAACAAUAUAUAGUUUAAGACUGUAUGUACUCAGAAGUUUAAAACAGUCUUUGCAUUGGACAGUAAGAAUAAAAUCCAUCUGUGUGCCUUCGUCAGCUAAUAUGUAACCAGCAAGGAAAACCUUGAAAGUAUUUAUUAAAUACUAUACUAUGGAUAUAGGCCAAAUAGUGCAGGCUUUGGCAGUUUGGGGUCUUGAUGCUAAAUUCUCAAAUACCCCUACGGCAGAAAUAAGGAACAGAAGAGCAGCCAUUUACCCAUAGUCUUAAUCAUUUUGAAGAUGCAUGAACUCAGCUCAGCUUGUUUACGUAUCUUACACAGCCAGGCCUCUCCUAUAGCCAGAUGUCCCACUACUGUCUUUGCUCACUCUUUUAAAAUAAGAAUUGGUAUUUCCUGGAAGUUCUAAUACUCUAGGGUAUUUUGUCUAGAUGCAAUACUUCCUUCCUUGAUAAGGGACAUCAUUGGAGCCCUUACCUGUGGGAAAGGAAGAGGAAGUCAAAAAGUUGCAAGUGGAAUAGAAGACUUGGUUGAGUUCAUAAUACUUUUCAUGGGGUUUUCCCUGGCUGUGGAAAAACUCAGGCUAGUAAGCAUUUCUCUGUUUAAAGUCCUACAAGGCAAUUUGAAAUAAUUCAUUGUUCUUACCCAAUUUCUAAGUGCUCUUUUUCAUACCAAGCCUAACAUAAUUGGGGGAAAUGUCUGAGUACAAGUAAAACAUUCUUUGGAUCAUGUUCAAAGCCUUAUUAAUAUCGUACCUAAAAUGAUAGGUCAUUUUGCCUCACUUGCCAAAAUAGCCAUUUCUAAGUUAAGGAAAUUUUGAGGUAGGCUUACAGCAUUAUUGUUGUAUUUCAUUUUAGAAUGUAAGCUCGAUGGCAGGGACACUAUAUUGUUAAUUAUGUUUUUGUAUAGCAACCAUUGCAGUAUACUCUUGGUGCUUAAUAAAUGUUCAUAAUUAUUAAGACUAA